AUGGAAGAAGGAAUGCUGCCGCGCCCUACAGUGAAGACCCUGACUGGCAAGGCCAUCACCCUUGAGGUUGAGCUCAGUGAUGCCAUUGAGAAAGUCAAAGCUAAAAUCCAAGAAAAGAAGGAUACCACCUUGUACUUGAUGUUUCAUCUGUGGGAUGGCAUCAUCGAACCCUCCUUCCACCAGCUUGCCCAGAAGUACAAAUGCAACAAGAUGAUCUACCAAAUGUGUUACAUUCAGUUGUAUCCUCACGCUAUCAACUGCCACAAAAAUAAGUGCAGCCACCAAAACAACCUGUGCCCCAAGAAGGUUAAAUAA
Myotis lucifugus (little brown bat) is the source of this 315-nucleotide messenger RNA. RefSeq names its product ubiquitin-60S ribosomal protein L40-like. The record is from RefSeq and is a predicted model, not a curated record. Gene Ontology annotation, molecular function: protein binding; structural constituent of ribosome. Gene Ontology annotation, biological process: translation. Gene Ontology annotation, cellular component: ribosome. NCBI's taxonomy places the organism in Eukaryota, Metazoa, Chordata, Mammalia, Chiroptera, Vespertilionidae. The transcript is spliced from 3 exons. The coding region runs from base 1 to 315 and encodes 104 amino acids.